Molecule: messenger RNA, 660 nt
Organism: Marasmius oreades (fairy-ring Marasmius)
Lineage: Eukaryota; Fungi; Basidiomycota; Agaricomycetes; Agaricales; Marasmiaceae
Exons: 5
Coding region: 1-660 (219 amino acids)
Source: RefSeq, a predicted model, not a curated record
AUGUUCCCAUCUCUGUCUCUGGAAAAUUGCAAUGGAUUCAACUCUCAACAACAACAGUUCCAGCUACAACUCAACAGCCUUCUGUUGUUUCAAUCUGCUAGGUCUGAGCAACAAUUCAAUCAAGCACAUUACUCUCAAGAAACUGCUCAAGAGAGCAUCAAUAUAUGUUCAACAGGCCAACUACAUGCUCUGAUCUCUGCGAUCACAGAAGGUCAGUUGAGAUCAGCGGGAAAUCCAGUGUUUCUGAAGCCGGAGCAGAAGGUCCAGCAUUUAGAGCAUACUGUUCAACUUCAUGGCUUCUUCAAGCCAUCAACCAACAGCAAUGCCUCUGAGUUGGUGCCCACACCGGAAGAACCACAGUCAACAUCUCCCCCCUCUCAAAAUGUUGUUGAUGCUGACAAUACUUGUAGAUUGGAGCCAGCUACCAGCAAGCCAAAGAGAGGCAGUAUGAGAGGAGGUUUGGCCAGGGGAUCAUGGAAGAUUCCCAGUGUGAUUUCGCCGAAAUGGGAGGCUGCUGCAGACUGGAAGCUAGUCAACCCCACUGAGACUUUAAAGGAGUACAAGAUGGUGUGGAGCAAUGUCAUCUCGAAAGACUGGGUACAAUUACCAAUGUAUCAGAAAUGUGCCUCUGUUUGUCAUGAAGCCACCGAGAAGAAAUAG